GCACACAUGGCCAAGGAUACGAAACCCAAGCUGCCCGAAUCCGGGUACUGCUGCAUGUAUAGAGAACUAACCCGGGUAGGAUAUGUAUGUUGUGCAGCCCUGCGAUGUCAACUUCGGAGAAAGCUAGGAUCGGGAAACGUGGUAGGCGGGUUUAUUUCUCUCCUAGGAAUUUUGAUUUUCGUAGAGUUCAGUAAUUGUUAGCAGUACUAAUUAUGAGACUAAUCUUCAUUGUGGGAAAUAUACUCCUACUUUUGGGGAUGAUGACGGUCUGGGUGGAGGGGCAGAGAGGGGGUCGUGGUCGUUCAAAAGGGAGGAAAGGAGGUCUCAGCACGAGCCUUAGAGUUCCUCCGGGGGGACAAUGGAGAGAUCCGGAUACGGCCAAAUAUUACACAAAUCCCAAAGGUGCCAAAAUCACAAAAGCGUCUCAUUUCGACCUGGAAUACGUUCUGGGUCACAAGGUCAGUUUUUUAUGCGAAGCGAAAGGAUCUCCUCGGCCACAAAUUACAUGGUUUAAAGACGGCAUUGAACUUUAUUAUCAUGGAUUUCUUCAGGUGCACGAGUGGAGACAUGGUGAUGAGAAGAUCAAAUCGAAGAUGGAGAUUGAUCCAGCAACUCAAAUGGACGCCGGAAUAUACGAGUGCUACGCCGACAAUAAGUAUGCAGUCGACAAGAGGACAUUCCGCACAGAUUUUAUCACCGUUUUUGACUAAAACUAUUACGGUUAAGAGUUUCCGAGAGGUCAAAAAGAGCAAUACUUCCUUCUCUCAGAGUAGUAGAGACUCUCUACUAGAGAGUGCAACUUAUAAUACAAUUCAGCUCAGGCGUACGUGUAGUAGUCAGCCUUGCUUUAAACAUAUCCCUCGUUACGCAAAAAAUAUAUAUAUCAAAAGGAACUAAAUACAUGCAAUAAUAAUGUUAAGUUUUGUGGGAAAGAUGAAAAUACUAUAAAUAAAAAUUUGAGGAUUGUUACGAUA
Folsomia candida is the source of this 974-nucleotide messenger RNA. Its product is annotated as immunoglobulin domain-containing protein oig-4. Bases 213 to 710 code for a protein of 165 amino acids. NCBI's taxonomy places the organism in Eukaryota, Metazoa, Arthropoda, Collembola, Entomobryomorpha, Isotomidae. The record is from RefSeq and is a predicted model, not a curated record. The transcript has 5 exons.